Messenger RNA from Akanthomyces muscarius, 738 nucleotides. RefSeq lists its product as uncharacterized. Gene Ontology annotation, biological process: proteolysis. The coding region runs from base 1 to 738 and encodes 245 amino acids. Gene Ontology annotation, molecular function: glutamic-type endopeptidase activity. The transcript has a single exon. Lineage: Eukaryota; Fungi; Ascomycota; Sordariomycetes; Hypocreales; Cordycipitaceae. The record is from RefSeq and is a predicted model, not a curated record.
AUGUUUAAAGCUUUGAUUCUUUCCCUCGCCACUAUUGGCAGUGUUGUCGCCGCCCCUGCCAGCAGUAGCAACCUCGCCCAUUCUGUUUCAGUCAACCAGAAACACAGACGUGACCUCACGUCUCGCGGCUGGUCUGGCGCGAUUCAGGAAGCUGCGGCAGGAACUUGGAACUUCGUUCAAGGAACCGUCGUCAUCCCGACCCUCAACGACUCCAAUAACCCAAAAGGAUCCGCUGAUAUUUGGGUCGGCAUCGACGGCAACAACUGCGGAACCGCCAUUCUGCAGACCGGAAUUGUCGCUUACGGAGACGGCUCGUUCUGGGUCUGGACUGAGUGGUGGCAGUACAACAUGCAGGACUAUGAAACCGACCUGACGGUGUCCGGCGGUGACACGGUUCGCAUGACCGUCCAUGCGACGUCCAGAACUUCUGGAACCACCACCAUCGAGAAUCUGACGACUGGAAAGUCUGUCUCUCAUACCUUUACCAGCGAGACCGCCUAUCCCCUGUGUGAAAGCGAUGCGGAGUGGAUUGUCGAAGACUUCCAGGAAAACAACCAGCCUGUGCCUCUGGUCAACUGGGGUACCAUUUCUUUCACUGAUACCGUUGCCAAGGGUACCAAUGGUCAGGUCUCGGCUGCUGGAUCUGAAAAGAUCAACAUCAAGAUCGGCGACGACAUUGUCACUCAGACUGAUAUUGGCAAUGACGGCAAAGUCUCCGUCACUUAUGUCGGAAACUAA